AUAUAUUUGUAGCUUCUGAUUCAUUUUCAGCUUUAGCCCUUGUUUCAAGGAAACAAAAAUUUGUACUUUCAAAUAUAAGCAACUCAACUUUCAAAAGAGUCAGACUUGAUAGCAAUAAACUCAAAGAAAAAACCUUUAAUUUUGUAGCAGAGUUAAAAACAAAUGCAGAAAAGUUGAUUGACAACAUCAAACAACAAGAAAAAAGUGAUGCACAAGAAUGCAAUCUUCAAGAUAAUAACACAAACAACAAGACAAAUUAG
Messenger RNA from Racocetra persica, 260 nucleotides. Lineage: Eukaryota; Fungi; Glomeromycota; Glomeromycetes; Diversisporales; Gigasporaceae. The record is from the annotation of a GenBank genome assembly.